This is a messenger RNA of Pseudogymnoascus destructans, 830 nucleotides long. RefSeq lists its product as uncharacterized. The coding region runs from base 168 to 830 and encodes 220 amino acids. Lineage: Eukaryota; Fungi; Ascomycota; Leotiomycetes; Thelebolales; Thelebolaceae. Gene Ontology annotation, cellular component: membrane; signal peptidase complex. The record is from RefSeq and is a predicted model, not a curated record. The transcript has 3 exons. Gene Ontology annotation, biological process: protein targeting to ER.
GGUGACGUUGAGAGUAGUUUUCGUCUAGCUAAGCGGAGCCUUCCACGUCACUGGCGUGUCCUAAAGCCAGAUCGUCGGAAACGCCAACGCGAGUUGUCAGCCUCGUCUCGUGGUGGAAAGUCGCGCGCGCUGAGAACUUGACACGAAUAACAACAAUUCUAGAAGUUAUGUCGGAUCCAAAUGCGAAGAUCACGGUGCAUUCACUGUCAGACCUCAAAAACACCUCCGACGACGCAAUCCCCAACUACCUUAACUCCCUCUCCUUCACGCAAUCUCACACCCUCGGCGACGUGCGCCUCGCGCUCGGCUACUCCGCCUUCGCCAUCUGCGCCGCCUGCUUCUGCUGGGACUACAAGCUCGGCUUCGAGUCGACAAAGUACUACUCCGCCGCCGCCGUCACGCUUUACACGCUUCUGAAUGGCGCGUUGACGCUGUGGGUUUGGCUCGUGGAGGCGGGGACGGUGUAUGUUGGGACGAGUAAGGCGGGCGAUAAGAUCGCCAUCUCCACAUCAACCAAAAAACACACCCCAACCUACACCCUAACCAUAACCUCCCAAUCCGCCUCCGCCCCCACCGCCACAACCACAACCCUCUCCUGCCCCUUCACAGACUGGUUCGACAGCGCAGGCCACUUCGUCGCGCUGCCGUUCCAGCAGAUGCUCGCCGGCGCCGCUCCCGUGAUAGGGAAAGCGGAUCCAGGGCGUGCCAGUGCGGGGGGUGCGGGGGCGGGGGUCGCGGCGUUGAGGGAGACGGUUGAGGAGGCUGUGAGGGCUAGUGGGAGUGCCGUAGCUGGGGGGGAGGGGGCGAGGGGGAGGAGGAAGAAGGCGUAG